CCGGCCAAAGUGAAAGCGGAAGUAGAAAUGAAAAUAGAAAGAGUCGAUUAUAGAAUUUGACAGAGAAGAAAGAACUCAUAUAAUAUUUUAUAACAAAAGAUGGCUGAAUCAAAACCCAAACUGGAUUUGAAUAAUGUUGAUAUGAGAGGGAGUAAUGAUUACGAGAACAGGAUUGACAGAUUCAGCAGGGGGAUGUCCAUCACUCGAACUUUCAAAAGGGAACCAGACAAGAGAGUGUUUGUCAACAGAAGCCUGAUGCUGGAGAAGGUCAAGUUCUUCGGCUUUGAUAUGGACUACACACUUGCAGUGUAUAAAUCACCUGAUUACGAGAAUUUAGGAUUUCAGCUGAUUAAGGAACGGCUUGUACACAUCGGAUAUCCGGAAAGCUUACUGGAGUUUGAGUAUGACCCAACAUUCCCGAUCAGAGGACUUUGGUUUGAUCAGUUAUAUGGAAACUUGCUCAAGGUCGAUCCAUUUGGAAACAUUCUUGUCUGUGUUCAUGGCUUUGAAUUUCUUAAAGGGACUGACAUCCAUGAGAUGUAUCCAAACAAGUUUGUACAGAUGGAUGAGAAUAGAUUUAGAAUUUUCAACACUUUAUACGAACUGCCAAUAAUGUACAUGUUAGCUGUUGUAGUGGAUAUGUUUAGUCACAACCCAGAAUACACAAGGAAACCUACGGGUGUGCAAUCUGGGGAUCUCACCAUGACCUAUUCUUCCAUAUACCAAGAUGUGAUAGCAGCUACAGAUUGUGUUCAUGCUAAAAAUGGACCUCUGAAGAAAGCUACAAUAGAGAAUGUAGAGAAAUAUGUACAUAAAGACAGUAGAUUACCUAUACUAUUAGACAGAAUGCGUCAUCAUGGUUCAAAAAUUUUCCUUGCAACAAACAGUGAUUAUGUAUACACAAAUGCUGUUAUGAAGUUUUUAAUGGAUGAUCCAAAUGCAAAGGCUGAUUCCAAGAGAGAUUGGGUGUCUUACUUUGAUUAUGUUGUUUGUGAUGCUAGGAAACCAUUGUUCUUUGGUGUAGGAACAAUUCUUAGACAAGUUGAUAGGGAGACUGGUGCUUUGAAGUUAGGUACACAUACGGGUGAAAUCAGAUCUGGUCAUAUCUACUCAGGAGGAUCUGUGGAAGUGUUCUCUGAGAUCAUGGGUUCCUAUGAUAAAGAAGUUCUCUAUAUUGGUGAUCACAUCUUUGGUGAUAUUCUCAAGUCUAAAAAAUUAAAGGGUUGGCGAACAUUCCUCGUGGUUCCAGAGCUGGCUCAGGAACUUCUGGUUUGGACAGAGAAACGAGCCCUCUACUCUAAACUUGAGGAUCUAGACUUCCAAAUAGGAGAACUUUACAGAAAUUUAGACAGUACAUGCGAGAAAGGACCAGAUAUUAGCAAAAUACACCAGAAAAUAAAGAAUACCACACAUGAGAUGGAUAUGUCAUAUGGUAUCAUAGGAAGUCUGUUUAGAAGUGGGAGUCGGUUCUGGGACCCUGAUGUGGAGAUUUAUGGAUCUCGGCAGACGUUUUUCGCAUCACAGGUGAUGAGAUACGCAGAUUUAUACGCAGCCUCGUUCCUCAAUCUCCUUCACUAUCCCUUCAGUUACGUGUUCAGAGCCCCUGCAAUGCUGAUGCCCCAUGAAUCAACUGUUGGACACGAAGAUGUUUUGCCACACAAUGACAUUAUUGCAUCACGAUCACGAACCAGUAAUGACAAUUCGCCUAUUCUCUCUCCAAUUGUCACGGGUAAACGACACCCGCUGGAGCGGACAGAGCCGAUAAAGGAAAGUGUGCGGAGAUACGCAGACACACCACGUCAGUUCACGCAGGUUCAGGACGAUGACAGCGACGGGUCUAAAGAUAGCGACAGAGAGGGGAAAGAAUUGACUCCACCAAAUGAAAGCCAGGAACCAGAAUCAGUGUUCACAUAGUGUAAAAAAAUGUUGAACUUAUCGAUAGAAAAAAUAAGGUUGUGUUGUUAAGAACAAAAUUUAAGAAAUUUUUAUGAAUGUAUGAACAUAACUAUAUGAUACAAUAUCAUGUCAUGGGUGAAUGGAUAGAGAAUAGGUUGCAUGUUUUUGAAUGGUAAACUAAUUCAAUUCACCAAAGAUUUUUACAAUACAAGAUUUGUUCUUUAUUGAUUACAGAAUAAUACUUUGUAGAUAGAUUGAUAGAAAUUAACACAUAAUUCAUAUAUAAGAAAUUAACAUCAUCAUUUAGUUAAUGUUAUGUGAAAUGUGUUUAUGUUGGGAACAUUAUUCUGUCAACAAUCAUAAUCAACAUUUAACUUAAUCUCAUCUUAACCAAUCAUCUGCAGUUUAAUAAUACAUCUAUAACAAGACCUUUAUAUCUUUACAAACUCUAUAAAGUAAUUCUAGUUAAGGAAUUUAUACCUGAAAUUCCUAAAACUGCUAAUUGACUCUUUCAAAUUUCAAAGCAAGGCUAGUCUAUUACACAGAAUAAGCAGGGUAAAGCUUAAAGUUUCAUUCCAUAACUCCAUGUGGAAUUUUGUAUAAAUAUAUACAGCUUACUAACUAGAUUGUUUGAUUUAUUUGCUUGUACUUGCAUAAUUAUUCAUACACUUAAAAAUGCUUUCUUUAAUUAUUAUUUCCUACAAAUAAAAGACAAUUGAUACAUCAAAGAAAGCAAAUUCCUACAAUUAAGAAAAUAAUUCUUACUUCAAAAAUAACAUAAUUUGAACACUUCAAAAAUUAUUUCCACUCUUUAAAAAUUAAUUCCAACAAAUAAAUAUUAUGUAACAAACCUAAUUUCUACUUAUAUUUAUACAUGUAUGUAUAUUACAUAAGAAUUUAUUUUUUUCAGGUAUUUUUGAAAUUCUAUGUAAUUUAAAUGAAUAUUCAUGUAACAUUACUGAUAGAACUUAAGAAAUGUACAUGUGAGGAGUAUUCCCCUUAAAAAAUAUUUUUUAUGUAAAAUUUGAGGACCAUAUAUUAAUCAAGCAAUUGAUAUAUGUAAAAGGGAAGGUUUUAACUGAGUGCAACAAUUACACAUAUUUUGUAAUAAGUAUGGAAUGCCACUAAAUGGUAUAGCACUUUUGAUGUUUUAGAUUUAAGAACAUGUAUUAUAAUAAUUUGAUCAUAUCAUAAUAAAUGUGUUCACUGUUUUAGAUUACAUUUCUAAAAAAUUUGUCUUAGCAAUAAAACAUGUCGUAAUGAAUCAUCCCUGUCAACAUAAUACGAUUAAGGACAAUAUUGAAAUUUUCUACAAGUAACAACAAUAAUAACUUGUCUAUGUAACCAUGUAAGAUUCAGGUUAACCAGCUUAUCAAUGCAUUCUGACCUUACUACUGUCAAGUUAAUUAACACCAAAACCCAUUCAAAUAAGAAUGGACUGUUCCAUAUUCCAAAAGGGGAAAGUCUAUUUAUAAGAGUUAUGGGAGGGUUAAGAUAUAUGUUAUAUGUGGUAUGUAAACUUUGUGCAAUGUGAUAUUAGAUUAUAUGUUCACAUAUCAGGAAAUACACUGCUGUUAUUGUUAAAUGUUUGCAUUUAAACCCUUAACCUGCUACAUUUCUUAAAACUUUUCCAGAUUCCGUUUUGGAGUUAUCCAGCUUCUAUUGUUAGAGCUAUCCAGCUAUUAUUUUUAGAGUUAUCCAGCUUCUUUUUUGGAGUUUUCCAGCUUUUUUUAGAGUUGUCCAGCUUCUAUUUUGGAGUUGUCCAGUCUUUUUUCUUUUUUGGUGUUGUCCAGCAUCCAUUGUUGGAGUUGUCCAACAUCCAUUGUUGGAGUUGUCCAGCUUCUUUUUUUGAAUUGUCCAGCUUUCAUUUUUGGAGUUGUGUAGCUUUCAUUAUUGGAGUUGUCCAGCUUCUAUUUUUGGAGUUGUCCAGCUUCUUUUUUUGGAGUUGUUCAGCUUCCAUUUUGGAGUUCUCAAUUGGUAUCAAGAUGAAAAUUGAAGUGAAAAUGAAGUUGGUCAGCCUACAGUAUAAAUCUUGGUCAGUCUGCACAGAUGUCUAGGCUAGUCUGAUGCUAUACUGGUGGCAAAGGCUGGUCACCUUUGGUUCUAGCAGGUUGAGGGUUAAAUGCUUACAUUAUAAGACAUUUUUGUUAUGGCUUUAUUUUUCUAUUGUUUAAGAUAAAUCAGUAUUGUUGCUGUUAGUAUGGGGCCAGUAAUUCAUUAUUUCUUAUAUCAUCACUCAGCAAGGCUUUGUGCCAUAGUGUUUGUUUCUUUGUUUCCGUUGCAGAAAUAACAAAAAUGCAGUUCAUUACUAACUAAAGCAAAACUGAACAAAUGUCUGUUUCUAGUUUUCCUUUUUAGGAUUUUUUUAUUGCUUUGGAAAACAGUACUAAUGUGAAUUACUAAGAAAAUAGCUAUAUAAACAUAUUGGUACUUUAAUUGCUGAUUAAUAAGGGAAAAGUUGAAGUACAUCUACUUUCAUGUAAAAAAAUUUUCAGGUAGGAUAUUGGAAACAGGCAUUUGUCAAAACAUGCUUUAUCCGUCAAAUGUUUGUUUUCAUUUGCAUAACAUUAUAUUUUUUUAUUCUACCUAAUUGCCAUAGCCUAACUGUAUUAUCUCCCUGCUAUAAGUUAACCAUAUGUAAUAAUAUAUCAUCCAAUAAAAUCUGCAGUUUCUUUUUAUAGAUAUCUACCUACUGAUAAUAUGUGUUAAUAACUUUUUGAAAUGAAUAUAACAUUACAUGUACCUGGUGGUCAAUUUAAGCAUAUGUACAUUGAUGUGAUUUUAAAACUAUGAUACACAAAAGAUAAAUAUAACAGAACUGUCAUGUUUUUCACAGAAUCAAUAUUUUAUUGUCUUAUUUAUACAUGGCAUACUUUUUGACCUUUUAAUUUCUGUUACACAUAAUGUUACAAAUAUGUAUAUGUUAGUUCAGCCUUGAAGUGUUCCCAUAUAAAAUCAGGAAUCUGUAUGUGGCAUUAUUUUGGUAUGAAUUAUGCUUGUUGUGUUCUUGUAUUCAAUUAUUGUUGUUUUAGUUACCUCCCUUGUUCCUAAUUGAUCAGAUUAAUUAUAUGGAUGUAUCAUGUGAUGUGGCCUGUUAACCAGUCAGAAUUUUGGUCUUGACUUGCCAAUGAAAAUGCUUUGUCCUGUGUAGCCAAUGAAAAUGCUUGUUCUUUAUUAAAUAAUAGAAAUGCUUUCUCAAUAUUAAAAAAUGAAAAUGCCCUGUACUGUGUUAGCGAAUGAAAUUGCUCAUCAGAUAUGAACCAAUAAAUAUGACUGUACUUUAUGAACCUGUGUACCAAUGAAAAUGCCUGUUCUAUAUGAACCAAUAAAAAUAUCUGUCAGAGACAUCAAAUGAAAAUGUCUGUUUUAUGCCUUUGCAUGUAUUGCUUUAGCAAUUAUGACUAAUGCUUAAAAUUGUUUCAGUGUUUAAGCUGUCAACUUCUCAGUCUUACAUAUAAUACCAGCAAUGUUAAGUACUGUACUUUGAUUUAUAAAAGCUGAAUUCAGCAAUGAAUUUUAGAAAUGUUUAAUGUACAUCAGUCUUGUAAAAGUUAUUUUGCGCAGGGUAAACAUGUAUAAAGCAUGUUACCAAACUUUGUUAAAACUUCUUAGAUGUGUUUUAAUAUAUUUGUACUAGCCAGAUAAUCAAGCCAAAAAGGUGUCAAAUUUGUUUGUUGAACUUUUCAUUUUAAAUGAUGUCACUAUUACAUAGGGUUGUUCACAUUAUAUGUUAUAUAUUAAUACAUGUGUUUUAUAAAAUCAUACAAAAUCAUACAUUAUGGGUUUAUUGCAUUGAUAACAAGGGAUCUCAAAUGGUACAUGGAAUUCUUCCUGAAUUUUUGUAUGAAUACUGGCACGAGGAAAAAAAUGAACACAAAAUUGGACAAGACUCUCAUUUUAAUGAACAUCAAAAUUAUGACAUCUGUGUGUCUGUUCUCAACUAAUUCUUUAUAACAGUUUAAUAUACCCACCACAGUAUGAGACAAACAUUUGUAACAUAAGUUAUUUCAAAGUCUAUUUUAUUUGCUACAGCAUUAAUGCGGGGAGAGAUUUAAGUGCAAGUAAAAAUUGUUGAAAUUGACCGAUACCCAUUAAAUUAUGUUGUGUGUGUGUCUGUUCUCAAUCCAUGGAUGUUAAUUUAUUAUACCCUUCCGUGUGUCUGACAAGAUUAUGUUUACUUCUUAGUUCUAGUAUUUUGAUUUUCUAUAACAUUGAAAAUAUUUUUUAAAAACUUGAGGAACUCGUCACAAUUUUAAACAGUUGGUUUCUGAGUUUCGGUAUUUUGUUGUUAGGUUACAGUUACAUAUCAUUGUAUAGAUAGAAAGAUAGCAUGGUAGAAUUUAUUUAAACUUUGCAUGAUCUUAGAAUCUAUGAUAACAGAAGGCAUUGUAAAGCAAAAAUGAAUGUGGGUCACCAAGUUGUUAUCUGCUUAUAAAUUAAAAAAAAGGAUUAACAUUGCAGAUCCAAAUUUGAUGAGAUAUUGUUUAAUAUUAUGUAGGGGAAAGAAAUUGCAAGAAAAAUUUUAAUAUCCACCCAGUUUGUAAUCUUAGCAUGAAUGUAAGCACCUUUACCGUUACCCUGACCUUAAUAAUGAUACAGUAUAACAAGGCACAGCCUAUUGGCAAUUAUGGGAACAAUAAAUUUUGUCAGUAUUUUCAUUUGAAUUCAGUUGAAUUGAGUUUUUUUUACAUCAUUGUUGUAUUGUGUAAACUUGUUCAAGAUUUUGGUGGUGGGAAAAAGGAAUAUAGCCAGUUUUAUGAUGAUGGUGAUGAUCAUGUGUAAAGUUAAAUGAUUUUUGUUAGAGGUCAUGGUUCAUUAAUUUUGAUAAAUAUACAUAUUUAUAUAGGACAUGAUAAUCGGAUAUGUAAAUAAUAAUUAAUUAUCAUUGUAGUUAUCAUUGUUGUUGUUGAUUUAGUUGUUGUUUUUUGAUGGUGUAUGAAUGUACUUUUUUUGUUAUGAGUCAAUCAUAAAUUUAUACUUGUAUUAAAAUUAUUUUUAACAUGUAUUAAUUGAUAGAGUCACAAAUAUUUGGCUGGGUGGUUAACAUGUCAGACUAGUAAUCUAAAGAUCUCUAUCCAUGUGGGUUUAAACCCCAUCAAGGGAGGGCCAUUGUUUCCUUGAGCAAGAAACAUUACACUCAUUGCUUAGUGGUGAUUGGUUCCAGGAACAGAUUUGAGAGUUUGUCUGUGAGCUUUAAGCUUCCUCACGAUCAAAUUAAAACAAAUUCUAUAUUUUAAUUAUAAUGACUUCAAAUGUUGCCAUAUAUCUGGAAUUCCAUAUUUUUAUUUACUGUUUUAAAUUAUUCAACUCUUUUUUUUUUUAGCUCACCUGUCACUUUGUGACAGGGUGAGCUUUUGUGAUCGCUUUUCGUCCGGCGUCCGUAAAUUUUUACUUUAAAUGACAUCUCCUCAUAAACCACUAAGCCAAUUUCAACCAAACUUCACAGGAAUGUUCCUUUGGUGGUCACCUUUGAAAAUUGUUCAAAGAAUUUAAUUAUACCCCCACCACAAAAUGUGGGGGGGGCUAUAAUGGAUUCGCUUUGUCGCGUCGGUCCGUCCGUCGGUCGGUCGGUCCGUCUCCAUUUUUGUGUCCGCUCUAUAACUCCUAUACCAAUUGAAGGAUUUUCUUCAAACUUGGCUCAAAUGUUCACCUCAACAAGGGGAUGUGCAGAACCCAUGUUGCCCAUGUGUCAGCUCAAGGUCAAGGUCACAAUUGAAGGUCAAAUAUCAAACAAUCAAAUAUUACACAGUAUGUCGUGUCCGCUCUGUAAGUCCUACACUAAUUGAAAGAUUUUCUUCAAACUUGGCUCAAAUGUUCACCUCAACAAGAGGAUGUGCAGAACCCAUGUAGCCCAUGUGUCAGCUGAAGGUCAAGGUCACAAUUGAAGGUCAAAUAUCAAACAAUCAAAUAUUACACAGUAUGUCGUGUCCGCUCUGUAAGUCCUACACUAAUUGAAGGAUUUUCUUCAAACUUGGCUCAAAUGUUCACCUCAACAAGGAGAUGUGCAGAACCGAUGUAACCCAUGUGUCAGCUCAAGGUCAAGGUCACAAUUGAAGGUCAAAUAUCAAACAAUCAAAUAUAACACUGUAUGUCGUGUCCGCUCUGUAAGUCCUACACUAAUUGAAAGAUUUUCUUCAAUCUUGGCUCAAAUGUUCACCUCAACAAGGGGAUGUGCAGAACCCAUGUCACCCUUUUGCCGGCUUAAGGUCAAGGUCACACUUGAAGGUCAAAAAUUGACUUAGAAAAUAUUCUUAAAUUUUAACAUUUAUUUGAAUAUUUCUGAAUCUAGAAAAGGUAUUUGCUUGAAACUUAAAAUGUAUUUGAAGUGUCACAGUUAAGAUAUGCUGGUCAAGUUUCAUAACUCUGUUCUGCAUUUUAACAAAGUUAUGCCCCCUUUUAAGUCUUCAAAUUUACAUACAAUCAAAUAUAUAACAAUAUGUUGUGUCGGCUCUAUAAAUCCGAUACUAAUGGAAGAAUUUUCUUCAAACUUUACUCAAAUGUUCACCUCAACAAGGUUAUGUGCAGAAUCCAUGUCACCUUUGUGCCUUCUAAAGGUCAAGGUCACACUUGAAGGUCAAUAAUUGACUUAGAAAAUGUUCUUAAAUUUUAACAUGUACUUGAAUAAUUCUGAAACUAGCACAGGUAUUUGCUUGAAACUUUAAGAUAUAUGAGAUGUCGCAAAUAAGAUAUGCAGGUCAAGUUUCAUUACUCUGUAUUGCAUUUUGACAAAGUUAUGCCCCUUUUUAAGUCUUCAAAUUUACAUACAAUCAAUACUAGACAGUAUUUUGUGUCCGCUCUAUAAAUUCUAUACUAAUGGAAGGAUUUUCUUCAAACUUUACUCAAAUGUUCACUCCAACUGGGUGAUGUGCAAAACCCAUGUAACCCGUGUGCCAGAUUAAGGUCAAGGCCACACUUGAAGGUCAAAAAUUGACUUAAAAAUAAAAUGUUUAGUACAAAGGGAAAAUGAAAGGUUUUUUGUAACUGUUUCGAACAUGAUUUGAUAAUAUAUUUAUACUAUUACCUGUACUGUUAGUCUUUUUUUCACCAGAGAUAAUUUCUUUUUAUGUAUUUAUGCCACACAAGUUAUUGCCUUAACCACCUUUCCAAGUCCUCUUCUGUCAAGGACAUUGGUGGGGGUAUGAAUCGCAUUCAGCGAUAGUUCUAGUUUCAUGUAGAACUCUGGUUGCCAUGGCAACCAAAAGAAAAAUCUUUAAUUAUCUUCUUCUAAAUAACCCAAAGAGCUAGAGCUUAGAUAUUUGGCAUGAAACAUCUUCUAGUGAGUGUUUACCAAGUUUGUUCAAAUAAAAGCCCUGGGGUCAAAAUUGGCCCCGCCCCAGGGGGUCAUUGAUUUUUCCUAUAUGCAUAUAGUUAAAACUUAGAAAUCUUCUUUUAAAGAACCAAAAGAGCUAGAGCUAAGAUAUUCAGCAUGGAACAUGUUCUAAUGGAUGUCUACCAAGUUUGUUCAAAUAAAAGCCCUGGGGUCAAAAUUGGUCCCGCCCAGGGGGACAUUGAUUUUCUUUAUAUGUGUAUAGCAAAAACUUAAAAAUCUUCUUCGAAAAAACCUGAAUAGCUAGAGUUUAGAUAUUAAGCAUGAAACAUCUUCUAGUAAGUGUCUACAAAGAUUGUUCAAAUAAAAGCCCUGGGGUCAAAACUGGCCCUGCCCCAGGGAUGUCAUUGUUUUUAAAUAUAUGUGUAAAGAAAAAACUUUAAAAAUCUUCUUUUAAAAAACACAACGAGCUAGACCUGAGAUGUUUAGCAUGAAAUAUCUUCUAAUGGGUGUCUACCAAGUUUGUUCAAAUAAAAGCCCUGGGGUUUAAACUGGCCCCGCUCCGGGGGGCCUAUAUACAGGUGAGCGACUUCAGGGCCAUCAUGGCCCUCUUGUUUAAACAAUAUGACUGGAAAAUAUUAAGCUUUUUUUUUUUUUUUU
Ruditapes philippinarum (Manila clam) is the source of this 9823-nucleotide messenger RNA. RefSeq names its product cytosolic purine 5'-nucleotidase-like. The record is from RefSeq and is a predicted model, not a curated record. Lineage: Eukaryota; Metazoa; Mollusca; Bivalvia; Venerida; Veneridae. The transcript has 20 exons. The coding region runs from base 100 to 1914 and encodes 604 amino acids. Gene Ontology annotation, molecular function: 5'-nucleotidase activity.